Molecule: messenger RNA, 1886 nt
Organism: Chara braunii
Lineage: Eukaryota; Viridiplantae; Streptophyta; Charophyceae; Charales; Characeae
Source: the annotation of a GenBank genome assembly
CGGAUUUGUUGGCCGAGUCUUUCACUGGAAGGAGCAUUUACUCCCUAGUGGACUUAUACUCCGGCUAUGAUCAGUUCCCCAUAGAUCCUACUAGUCGACCUAUGACCGCCAUACACACGCCUAGAGGCCUCAUACAAAUGUGUGUUGUGCCUCAAGGGUGGACGAAUGGAGUCGCGGUUGUCCAACGAGAUAUGUUGAAGGUCAUGGAGGACAUAUGCCCAGAGGUCACGUUCCCAUACAUCGAUGACAAUCCAGUUAAAGGACCGAAGGAAAAGGAUGAGACCUUAGUGGAUGGUCGAGUUAGGCGGUUUGUGUGGGAACAUGCUCAGGGAGUGGCGAAAGUACUAGAAAGGUUGUUUAAGUACAAUCUAGCAGUUAGUGGACCGAAAUCACUACUAUUCCAAAGAGAGGUAACGAUUUUGGGUUUCAGGUGCUUCCUGGAAGGGAGAAGCCCCGAUCCUAAGAAGGUGGAUAAAAUCCUGAACUGGCCUAUGCCUCUAAGGACCGUGGGGGAAGUAAGGAGCUUCCUAGGGGUCUGUAGCUUUUGGCGGACCUUCAUUCCCGGAUUUGCCAGGAUAACCGAACCCCUUAGAGAAAUGGUGCGACAAGGAGCUAGCUUAGAGUGGUCUGACCAAAGAGAGCAGGUUGCCCGGACGCUUCAAGAUAAGUUAAGAGAUGGCGGGGUCGUACAAGGAGUACCCUACUUCGACGAUGAAAGGGAGAGGCCCUUCAUCAUUGAAGCCGACGGCGGCCCGAUAGCAUUAGGAGGAGUGCUUGUGCCGCGAGACGAGAAUGGUAAAGAAAGACCACUUAGAUUUGAGAGUCGCACUCUUAAUUCGGUUGAGAGAGGCUAUAUUCAGUUCAGGAAGGAGCUUCUGACAAUCCUGCACUGUCUCAGAGUGUUCAGACACUACAUUAUGGGACGAAGAUUCAUCUUAAGGACGGAUUCCACGACAGUAAUUGGGGCUGUUAAGAGACAUCAGCAAGUAGAUGCUACGGUCAGUAGGUGGAUAACUCAUAUAUGGACGUAUGAUUUUAUAUUAGAAAAGGUACCUACUGAUAAGAAUCGAGCUGAUGGGUUAAGCCGCGUGGAAUGGGGAUCGAUAAAUGAUGAAUCUCUUGAAGAGGCGCCUUUUGUUGACGAAUUCCUUAUGGGGGACGAUGAUGAAGGGUUACCUCCUGCUCCCAAUUGUUAUACGGCCUCAGCCAUGGCCACCAGUAGAGAAGACUGCUGGGGUGAAAAGGGAGAUCCCUACCUCCACUACCUUUUGAUUCAAGAGGAUGAGGAAGAAGGGUGGUAUGGGAUGGUAGAACAAGCCGCUGUUGUAGCCCAUGAGCUGGCAGAGAGUUCAAGGAUGGUUGAGCGAAGGCUGAAUGAGAUAGAGGAAGAGUCGGAAGACUCUGAGCAAGAUAAGGACGCUGAGGAGAGAUUUAAGAAGAAUGAGUAUGAUGGGGAAUAUAAAAGGAUCGGUAUGGUAAUGGGCAGUAAUCAGUUGGACGAAUUCUACCAUGAGAAAACAAAGAGAACCUUUAGGCUGCGUAGGGGUCACCUUUUUGUGGAUGCAAAGGAAGGACUACCGCCACUGAGAGUAGUGUGUGGUAAGGAAARGCAACUAGAGGUGAUCGCCGCACUGCAUGAAGGUCUAGCAGGGGGUCAUAGGGGUGCUGAUGCUACAUACUAUAAAGUAUCUCGACUAUAUCACUGGAUGGUCUAAGGGAUAUGGUUAUGAGAUAUUGUCAGUCAUGUGAAGCCUGUCAGAAAAGGUCGUCUAUGAGAUUGAUUGAACCCUUAUACCCCACUGUUCUUGUUGAACCUGGUAGUACGGUUCACCUUGAUCUAAUAACUAUGCCACCUGGUAAGGAUGGAAUGAAAUAUAUACUAAAUA